UCUCACUCUCUCUCCAGCCUCCUCCAACUACCCAAACAAACCUUACUUUCAAGCUCACGCUUCGAGUCUCUCCACCACUUUCAAGAUGCAGCCUACCGUUCUCCUCAUGGGCCUUUUCGCCGCCUUCGCCGUCGCCGCCCCCACCGCCCCCGGCGGCUCCAGCACCGACGUGACCUACAAGGCCAACUCCGACAACACUCAGGACAACAGCCAGAACGUCGACCAGACCCAGGUCCUGCCCAUCAGCGCUCUCAAGGAUGUCAGCGUUGCGGACGGCGCCGACAUCGUCAAGAACGUCGAUGUCAGCGCCCUCAACCACGUCCUGAGCGACGACGCCAUCUUGAACAACAACAACAUCCCCAUCGACGUCUUGUAAAGCGGUCUCGACUUGACACAGGUGUCACAGAGUCCUGUCAAAGUUCCACCUUUUCGAGAUCUCUUUUCUGUGUGCGAGGAGAAGGGGCAUUGAUGGGAGAGGAGUGGAGGCGAAACCAGUCUUGACUCAUGUUGUAUUUAGACUCUUUCUCUUCUUGAGGUUGAUAAUAAUUUAAUCGGGACGUGUUU
Molecule: messenger RNA, 564 nt
Organism: Aspergillus japonicus CBS 114.51
Lineage: Eukaryota; Fungi; Ascomycota; Eurotiomycetes; Eurotiales; Aspergillaceae
Exons: 2
Coding region: 86-376 (96 amino acids)
Source: RefSeq, a predicted model, not a curated record